Lates calcarifer (barramundi perch) is the source of this 3982-nucleotide messenger RNA. It is a transcript of the gene sycp1, whose product is annotated as synaptonemal complex protein 1. Gene Ontology annotation, biological process: chiasma assembly; lateral element assembly; meiotic DNA repair synthesis. Gene Ontology annotation, molecular function: double-stranded DNA binding. The transcript is spliced from 33 exons. The record is from RefSeq and is a predicted model, not a curated record. Gene Ontology annotation, cellular component: transverse filament; male germ cell nucleus; central element. Lineage: Eukaryota; Metazoa; Chordata; Actinopteri; Centropomidae.
AAAUAUAAAGUUAUAGGAUUGUGUUGGCUGUUGUCCAAUGCACGCAGUCUCCUGAUAACUCUUAAUUAAAUUUGAAAUGAACCGUCAAGGAGCCCUCGAACAGGAAUGUCGUCACUCCUGCCUGAAUACAUUGUCCGUUGACCGUUAACAGUUAACAGUUAACGUUAAUGUUCAGCAUUACCAACGACAAGGAGGAUGGAGAGUGACCGGAGUUUUAACUUCAAACUGUUGAUGCCCCCCAGGGUGAAUAGUGGUCAGGUAUCUGCAGUUAGACCUCAAGAAGUCAUUGAGAACUGUGGUGAUAUCAUGAAUCCAUUACAGCAAGGAUAUAGUAUGUGUUUUGACAAAGAGCAAAACAUGCCUUUCUCCAAUACAAGCAUGGUUAUGCCUACUAAACCAACCAGACAAGAUGUUCCCAAGAUAAAAGUUGUGCCACCAAUGGAAAAGGAUGAGAUUAAUGGCAAUCCUGGACAACUUUAUUCAAAGUUGUUUGAUGAAGUUGACAGAAUUAAAUGCUGGAAGGUCAAAGUUGACUCUGACACUGUGCAAAAGGAAAGAAGACUCCAAGAAAACAAAAGAACAAUAGAAACACAGCGCAAAGCCAUUCAAGAGUUACAGUUUGGAAAUGAGAGUCUCAGCAUAAAGCUGGAGGAACAGAUCAGUGAAAAUGAGGAUUUGAGGAACAAAAACAACGCAACCAGGAACUUGUGUAAUAUACUCAAAGAUACUUUUCAGCGGUCAGCUGAGAAAAUGCUACUCUUUGAAUCUGAAAGAGAGGAAACACAUCACCUCUUUAUGGAAAACAAUGUGAACAUUCAGAAACUGGUUGCAGCAUUUGAAAGCCUUCGUAUUCGAGCAGAAGCUGAUCAACAAGAGAUGCAAAAAGUAAAAGAGGGCUUGCUGCAAUUUGAAGAACUUAAAGAGAAAUAUCAUCAAGAAUAUAACAUGAAAGAGGAAGAGGUGGCAGAGCUUCAAACAAAACUUCGGACAAAGGAAAAUGAAUUACAGAAAAUCCUGCUUGACCUUCAUGAAACCCAAAAGCAUUGCAAACAUCUUCAGGAGACAACAAAUCAACAACAUGAACUUCUCAAAAGCUCAAAAACUGAACAGGAAUCCCUUCUUCAAAAACUGCACACUGCUGAGCAGCGCUGUAUAGAAACUGAGAAAAAAGGUGAAGCUAUUGCUGUGUCCCUGGAACAAAGUAAAGAAGAAUAUGCACAGACCAUCCACAGCAAAGACUUAAGCAUACAGGAGCUCAGCAGAGUUAAAAAUCAACAAGCUGAGAAACUGGAGGAGAUUCAGGCAACCAUUCAGGAGCUACAGAAUUCAUUAGACCUAGAGAGACAGAGGGCCAAAGAACUUGAAGAUAAACUCAUGGCAAACAACGACAAACUUGAAAGGAGAAACACUCUUUUACGAGAGACCAUGGAUCAGAGUGCAAUGAAAGCUGGGCAGAUCAAAAUCCUUGAGGAUGAACUGGACAUAAAAUCAAAAUCCAUUGAGUCCAUGAAGAAUAAGAUUGACAUAACUGAAGUCAGAGUGGAGGAACUCACAGCUGAGCUUUCAAGGAAGACUGAAGAAGUCCAGCUAUUUGAGGUGAUACAAACAAAUACUAAAUCUCUUCAUUUGAUAGUCUAAUAACAUGAUUUUCAUUUUCUUGCUCCGCUCAUGAUGAAAAAAUAUGAUGUAGUGAUAUGGUGAAUGUGUUUUUUAUACCCUCAGAUCAAAGUGCAGGAGCUAGUGGGACAGUUGUUUACCGAAAUGAACAAAAAUAAAGAACACACUUUUCAAAUGGAGCAACUGAGGAAAGACAUAAAGCUACAUGAAGUAAAGUAUGAAGAACUAUUAUCCAACCUUAAUAAGCUUCAGUCUGAGAAGAUGGCCAUUCAACAGCAGUUUGAGAGUGGAUCCUCUAAUAUGGAAGCUGUUGAAGCAAAUAUGAAGGUGAGUGAGGAGAAGGCUGUGAAGCUCACAAGAGAAAUUCAAAGACUAGAAGAAGAAAACCAAAGUUUACGAGAGGAAUUAAAUUCAAUUAAAACCAAAAUCCAAGGGAAAUGCCAAGAAACUGAGACUCUGCAGAAGAAAAUUGAAGAAAAUUGUGAACAUCUGCAGCAGAAAAUUGCAGAAAGAGAAAAACAAAUCAAAACUGUGGAAACAAAGCUGUGGAAUCUGAGGAAAAAGUUUGAAAUUAAACUUAAAGCCCAGGAGGAAUACCAAAAAGAGAAUAAAAUUCUUAAGAAACAAAUAGCAAAGGAGAUUGCAAAAUCCUGUCAACUUGAAGAUGUGAUCAGCAGUCUUCACGACGAGUCCCAGAACCUGAAAAGACUGAACAAGGAAGACUGUCAAAAAUUGCUUAAGGAUCUUGAGUACAAAUCAACCUUUGCAGCAGAGCUUGAGAACGAGGCACAAAAGCUCAGAUUAGCAGCAGCAGAGGCCAUCAAGAACAAGGAAGAUGCAGAACUCAAGUGUCAGCACAAGAUAGCAGAUAUGGUUGCACUAAUGGAGAAACAUAAGAGCCAGUAUGACCGGAUGGUUGAACAAAAGGAUGCAGAGCUUGAUGAGAACAAGAAAAAAGAGAUGGAAGCUAUUGCUCAAAGGAAAUCCAUUGGUAUGACACUAAUAGAUUUGUCAGAGUUGAAUCUCUCAACGCAUAAGACAGAAAAUGAUCAGCUGAAGAAACAGCUCAAGAUAGAAACAACAAAGGGGGAAAACCUACAGAAGGAGCUAACUGAUUUGAAGAAAGAGAUGUCAUCAAUGAAAAUCACUCUGCUGUCAGGAGCAAGGAACAAGCAGUCGGCUGCCUCAAACUGUAAACAAGGAAGAUGUUCAGAAACUCCAAAAGAGAGCAUGUCAAAGAGAUACAUGUUUGACUUUUCCAAGACUAGAAAGACACCAUCCCACAGCAAAGAUGAAGGAAGUGCUACAGUUAUGAAAAACACUGAAUCUGACACGGAUUCAAUCAGAGUGUCAUGUGGAACAACACCAAAGGCCAUGGAUGUUCACAAUGAAGACCUGAAAACCCCAAGCAGUAUUACAGACAGGGUUGGCGGAACAUCAAAGAUCAAAUCCUACAGAAUAAGGACACCACCCUCUAAUGAAAAAGCAUCACACUGGGGGAAGAGCACCUUAGAGCUUGACCCCAAGUCUGACAGCUCUGAUCAAAUUGAUCUCUUGACCUUUGCAAAUGCAUCCAAUUUUUCUGCUCUACACUGCAAACUCAAGACCCUCAAAAAGAUUCAGAGCCCUGUCACUCAUAAAUCACCAGGGAACUCCUUGAAGCUAGCUGCAAUGAAAAGGAUGAGAGAUGCUGGUUGGACUGCAGUUACUGGCCAUGACAAGAAGAAAAAGAAGAAGAGCAAUGAGAAGAUCUUUGCAUAAGUAGUGCUGUUACAGGUCAGAUAAACAACAACAAUAUUUAUUAAAUACUUAAAAUGCAUAUAAAGUACUGUUAGAGAUCAAAUAGAAAGAGAUGAUAAUAACAGGAAAAUCAUAAUAACAGGAAAAUUAUUGAUGGAUCAGCAAAACAGCAUUGUUAAUGACAAAUGCAAAUGCAAAUUUAGGUGUUCCAGCUUUUAAGCAAGUUUGUUUGAGAUUUGGUGGUAAAUUUUGAAUCAACCCUCUAUCUCUUUAAGUACUUUGGAAAAAAAAAAUCAGUUCUAUGAAAUAAUUAAUCUUUACUGAUGUUUGCAUGAAAUCUCAUUUAUUUUGAACAAGUUUAUAUUGUUGGUGUAGGAAAAGGUGUAGUUGUUAUGUAUUACUAUCUUCAUAUAUUUAUCUAUCCUAGUAUUGAGAGUGAUAGUAGUAAAAGUAAUGUUCAAAUCGGUCAUUUUUGGCCUUGUUCUUCCCAUCAUCAUUAUCCCUUUCUCUUUGUUGUCAGCCUCCCAUUAAGAGCUGUGAAAUUUCAGUCUUGAAAUUGUACUAACUGGUGGAUGAGGAAAACUGGUUGUGCACAUCUGUUAUGUAUUAAAGGUGAUGUAGCUAA